AAACGUUUAACGGCGCGUGUUUCGGCAGUAGGAACGCGUAGCAGCAAGCCGUACGGAAAACGCUAGGAAUCGGCACCAUUCGGCGAAGUACCGAUGUUUUUCCACAUAGCGCUGGCAGCUGCCGGUUGUCUGAUUACGGGGACUUCGGCCAACAUCCAUACGAACACAUCGACGACGGUGCAACAACUCUCCGGUAUAUGUGAAUCUUUUGGUAACACGUUCUGCAAUGUACCAUGCAAAGUGUCACCUGGCGCACGCGACAUGUUUUUCUGCGAAUGCCCCAAGAACACGAUGUACUUCGACGCCGCCGAAAGAGGCUGUCUGCCCAAGACAUCUUGCAAGACCACAGAGUGUGUUGUCGGCCAUUGUACACAAAUAGAUACCAGAACCGUCACCUGCUCCUGUGACCACGUCUCCAAUCUUACCGAAACAUGCGAAGUGGAACGGAGCUUUCGUGAAGAUUGUGAAAGGAAAGGAGGCCGUGCCAAAGUGCCCAGUAAUUGGGGACAGGGACCUGCAUGCGACUGCGGCGAAUGGUCAGCAAUGGACGAAAAAGAGGGAAAAUGCGUUCCCACUACUUGCUUGCAUCCCGGAAUCAACUGCCUGUAUCUCUGCAAUAAAAACUUGCUCGGCAAAGACUCCCGUUGCUGCCAAGGCUGGGAUCCAAAAGAUUGCUCGAAGCUGCCACGAGAAGGCACGUACUGUUCUCCUGGUACCAUCUGGGAUGAGGAUGAGGGAUGCAUUGAUGCGUGUAUGGCGCACGAAGCAAGGCUCCUCUGUCCGCACGGGUGCAGGAGUACGACCGAUGCGCUGAAACCUUACGAGUGCAACUGCAAAGAGGGAAGCGCUUUAUCCGACGAUGGAGUCACGUGCACAGAAUUAUCCAAAGUUCGUUCUUGCAGCGACGUGGAAAAGCAGUUGUGCCGAUCAGACCAGUCCUGCUCCGUGAAAGACACAGAAGUCGUUUGCAAAUGCGCGGAAAAUGAACAGCUCGUCGACGGAGUCUGUACAAACAAGUGUAUCGCUGCCGACUGUCACGAGAGGUUCAUGGAUUGCUCAGUGGCAGGCGGUAAAGAAGACUGCUCCUGCCCAUGGAAGCACCGUAUGACUGAUGUAUACGGCGAGUCGUGCACACUACGUCAGUAUUACUACACCGUCUCCUUCAAGCUCAACAUGUCCCUCGAAUCUGGGAACUGCAGCGUGUACGCUCCUCGUGUAAAAGCUGCGAUGCGGACAGCUCUCGGUUAUCAGGUGCACGCGGUGCUGGUCGCCGAUUGCACCGACCAAAUCAAGGCACGUCUCAUACUCAACGAUCCACUGCCUAAGCCUCUGCAGAAGAAGCUUCAAACAUGCGAGUACCCGAUUGGAGAUGUUUGCAUGCUCUAUCCGAGACUUCCAGUUUUAAAAGGCUCAGCAACUGAAAUCGAGGAAGAGAACCUGUGCGAAAGUUUGCUGAAACACCAAGAGAGCGCCUAUGAAGGUACCAAUGAGUGCGUCAAAGCUGGGGACUCCUUUUGGUUCAAGUGCAAGCAGGGCUACCGGGAGGUGAAGACGAAAACAUUGGGUCGCCUGCGGCGCUCCGUUUGCGAAGUUGACCCAGAGGCUCCUACACCCGCACCGGAUCCGUGUCUCACUAUCGGUGCUGAAGUCUGUGGAGAUGUGCCGUGUGUACCGAAUAGCGACAACUCUGGUUUCAACUGCAAAUGCGGCCCUGAUUUCUUCUUUAGUGCGACCGAGAAGCGGUGUUAUAAUAUGAAGUCGUGCAAAGUGCACAAGUGUGAGCGAGGACUGUGUGUGGACCAGAACGGCACGUUUCCAGCGAGCUGCCAAUGCAACGACUAUCCCGACUUGACACUAACUUGCAAAGUAAAGGAAGAAGUUCGGACAAAAUGCACACAACAGGGAAAGGUUGCGAAGAUAAAUCCAGACAACAGCGUCAGUUGCGAGUGUCCACUGCACACGAAGCUCAUUGACGGCUCCUGCAAACCCAUCGCGUGCCUGAACACUACCUUGACCUGCAAAGAUCUGUGUUUGCUGAAGGACUCACACAAGGAUCUCCGCUGUUGCCAGAACUGGGACCCUGACCACUGUGACCGAACACCUCCCGAUGGGUCCUACUGUCCACCUGGGUACAUCGCCAACCCGAAUGGACAAGAAUGCACGCACGUAUGCAAAACAAUUCACGCUAAAGAUCAAUGCGAGCACGGAUGUACGCAGCUGGUGGAAGACACAGCUGCCUACAGCUGCAACUGCAGCUCCACACAGCAGCCUGCAGAAGACGGCAUCUACUGUGUCGAUAGGACAAAAUGUCACGAAGAAGAUAUUAUCAAGUGCCAAAAUGAGCAUAAAACGUGCUUCUACGACAACGGAAAGGCCGUGUGUCGUUGUCCGGACACCACUCUAGAAAAUAAUGGCACUUGCAUUGAAUCUUGCACAUCGACCAAACAAAGAGAGUGCUCGUCCAUCUUCGGCGAAUGCAAGAUCAAGAACCAUACCGAGACCUGCUCGUGUGCUCCUCCGCUUCUUUGGAAUGACGUCAAAAAGAAGUGCUUUUUAGAGAAAGUGCACAAGUACGUUGCCAGUUUUCGAGUGAACGAGACAAUGGCGCGAAGUGCCCAAUACACUGUUGAGGAAUGCGCCGACAAGCACGACAUGGUGGAGCAAGCGCUUCAAGCAGCAUACGGACCUUCGUUGACCGGCACACGAAUUCUUCAGUGUUCUGAUGAAUACAAGGUGGAGCUCAACUUCGCAAGCAAACCCCCCAGCGUGCUGCUUGACAAAAUCCGCGUCUGUGAGCAUCCCGAAGGAGACGAUGGCUGCUUCUUCCCGCCAGCUUUGCACAUCGUCAAGGAUAGUGUCUCCGAGGUGAAAGAGGAAGACCUUUGCGAAGCUUACUUUUCCGAGAACCUAAAGUCUCUAGGAGGACUCUACGUAUGUGUGAAAGAGGACGAUGGACACUAUGGCCUGCGAUGCUCGGAUAAAUACAGAGCCGUGGCAUCUUUCACCAGGGGUAUGCUGGAUGUCGACAUAUGCACAGAGAAACAAUGCGAGCUUUACUGCACGGGUCCAGAACGUCAGUGCGUGGAAGGGAAGUGCGUAUGCCACGCGAACUAUUUCGAGAACGCCGAGGGAAUUUGUGUCCCACAAUGCUCUAGGAAGCCAUGCAAAAAUGGCGGCACUUGCGAAACCGGGGUGAAAACAUCUUUCUACUGCAGUUGCCCACCUUACUUCACUGGACCGACGUGUGAAAUUCAAUUUCAAGCCUACGCCGAGACACAGAAAAAGCUGACCGCAGUGGGCGUUGUUCUCGGCGUACUUAUCAUGAUCUGCGUUGGCGCAGCAGCCGUUGUUAUACGGAGACGCUGUCUACUUUUCCCGCCGCACUCUUGUACCUUCGCCCUAUCGCCUCCUGUCCGCGCUCGACUCUCUGCCAACGCUUUCGCUUGUUUUGUCGCACCGAUCGGCCCUCGCGCGCCUGUUCUACGCUCUUUCCACACUCUCGUUGCCAACCAGUGCGCGGGAGAAUCAGCCGUUUACCACCUGACGCGCCGGCGGGAGUGCUCGCCUCGACGUCGUUCCUCGCCGCUCACGGAUUCAGCCCGAAUGAUUCUGUGUCGGAAGUUGUUUUGUAAAGGCAUCUGCGAAUCCGUGGGAAGCUUUUGCAACGCCACCAAAUGCUUGGCCAAAGAGGACGUCAUGACCUUUACGUGUAAAUGCGACAAGGGACAGUACUUCAACGCCACCGCUCGGCGGUGCUUUCAUGUGUCUUCCUGCUUGGUACACACGUGCAUUCAUUCAACAUGUGUCGACGAUGACGGUUCUAGCGAAGCUCGGUGUGAAUUUGAAAACGGCACUGACAUUCAAGCACACUCGGCGUUUACGAAAGAUUGCACUGACAGCGGCGGCCGACUAGAGCAAAGCGAUGGUGAGAUCAGCUUCAGUUGCGUAUGCCCUCGCGGGGCACAAUUCGUGAAUGGAUCUUGUCGCUCAAACAGAAAUUGCAGCCAGGAAGAAAUUAUUAAGUGCGCAGAAAGAGGGCGUCGAUGCGUUCUGCAAGAUGCAGAAGCGCUGUGCAAAUGCCCAGAAAACGCAGUCGAGCUUGCCGAUCGGUGCUCUGAAAAAUGUGCACCCGAAAAAAACCGUGAAUGCAGCACACCGCUCAGUCGGUGUAUUGUGCAGAGUGGCAAGGAGACGUGCGCGUGCCUUCCUCUACUCCAAUGGAAUUCUAGUUUCGGUCACUGCGUACCAGAGAUGGCAUUCAAACGCACUUUUAGCUUCAAAGUGCACGCGGAAGACUCCCAGCACAAUGAUACGUUGGAACAUUGCAACGACGCCACAUGGGAGGCAAAUGUCCACCACGCUAUGAAAACCUUGUACGGAAAUUCGCUAACGAAAACUGCAGUGCUGAAAUGCGGGACCACGGUGACCAUGGAGCUCACGUUCCUGGAAAAGCCGCAUCCAGCAGUGCUUCGAAGGAUUCACCUUUGCCAAAUAAGAGAUGGAAACACCGGAUGUAUUUUCCCGCCUACAUUACGUAUCGUAAAAGGGAGCGUUUCAGGUCCAGUUCCUGUUGACCUAUGUGCCCGAUAUUUCCGAGACAUCCACAACCUCACGGAGUAUUCCUUUUACUGCACUGACGAAGGAAACGGACGCUAUACGCUUCGCUGUGCCGGUGGUAACGUCACAAACAGAACAGUCCAGGGCGAACUCGAGGUUCAACAGUGCCAAGGCACGCAAUUUGUUCGUGAAGGUGGAACUGCAGCAUCGAAUUACAGAGCCGCCAUUGUUUGGACUUUGGCAUCCAUUGCUGUCUUCACAAUAUUGUUCAUGGUGCUCUUCUUUAAGAAGCGUAUUUAUUACUACAGCAGCCCAGCGAGACCCGCAACAGACAUCGGAGGACCAAGAGGCAACUGCAAAUCUUGUAACGCCAAAGGGAAAGCCAAAUAAUGUGGCGAAGCAAGUGCCAGAGAAUGAAGAUGUCACAGUGACUGCGUGACGCCAGUCCAGCAUAGCACUACACUCUGUUCACUGUCAGGGUUAGAACGUUUGGUUGUGAUCUUUAAAGCUGUGGCUGCCAUUGUUGUGAAUUUACCAUCGUUGUCUGUAAUUUGCGCUGCUCUAGUGCAUUGCUCAGUGGUGAAUUUAAGCUGCCGGAUGAAAAUGAUAAUGAUGGCCUGAAUGCGUGAAAAAAAAUUAUCUACACUAUCAUGAAAUCCUACAUCGAUAUGCACUAGAGCAAACCCAAACCGAAUAGAAUUCUGUCUUUAGAUCCUUAAAUAUGUGUACCAACACCACGUAAAAUUUGUGAUAUUGUGCUCCUCUUAUUCCUCCCCCUCCUCUGCUCCACCGGCGGUUUACGGGUGAGUGAAGGGCCUAUUUAUGGCUCUUCGAGUGUACAGGAACCUUUCUAACAGCGCAGCGUUCCAACUAGAGCUGGGUGAGAUUUAGCGACCUCGCUUUCCGAACAAUCCAGAGCGCUAGAUUUCGUCUUCUCGAAGGCGCCAUUAGACGCCCUUCAUGCACAAUCCCGGCUCAAUGUUUCUCUCUCGGACGUCCUUUCAUUCGAUGCAAGCCUGCUGUAUCACAGUCGGAAAGACAUCUCUCUACGCGUUCCUGCGCGACAGAGGAGGGGGGAGGGGCACCGAGAUUGCCACACUUGAAAGUAAGUGCGCCAGUAUUCAACCAACCAUGCGUACUCACUUCCGCAGUCAACCUUGUUGUCUCAUUAUGGCGUCUUGUGCCCUCCCGGGAAAGUCACCGGCUCCAUCUGCACCAGACAACCCACGCAAUGUCACCAGCGGCAGCUCUGCCUUUUGUCAGCCAUCACCUUGUGCCACACGUGCUGCGUCUACACAGUAGAGCUCGCACAGCAUGAACG
This is a messenger RNA of Dermacentor silvarum, 5878 nucleotides long. Its product is annotated as neurogenic locus notch homolog protein 1-like. Lineage: Eukaryota; Metazoa; Arthropoda; Arachnida; Ixodida; Ixodidae. The record is from RefSeq and is a predicted model, not a curated record. Bases 94 to 4947 code for a protein of 1617 amino acids. The transcript has 42 exons.